GGGCAGUCGGGAACGGCGCAUGCGCGGGCCGGGUCGGGCCGGGGGCGGUUCUGCGCGCUCAUGUCCGGGCUGCGGGCGCUGCUGAGCUUCGGGCUGCUGGUGGGCGGCUCGCGCCUGUCGCGCGUGGGAGCUCGGGCCGGGACCUGUCCACGCGAGGCCCCUGCGUUCUGGGCGCCGCGGCGACCGAUCUCGGGGGACAGCGGGGCCUCGAAGCGCAUGGCGAGCGCGACGGUGAAGUACCUGAGCCAGGCCGAGGCCCAGGCCGUGGACGAGGAGCUCUUUAACGAGUACCAGUUCAGCGUGGACCAACUCAUGGAGCUGGCGGGGCUGAGCUGUGCCACCGCGAUCGCCAAGGCCUACCCUCCCAAGGCCAUGGCCAGGAGUUCCCCCACCGUCCUGGUCAUCUGCGGCCCCGGGAAUAAUGGAGGCGACGGGCUGGUGUGCGCGCGACACCUCCGGCUCUUCGGCUACCAGCCAGCCAUCUAUUACCCGAAAAGGCCCAGCAAGCCCCUCUUCACCGCGCUGGUGACCCAGUGCCAGAAGAUGAACAUCCCGUUCCUGGAGGAGAUGCCUGCAGAGCCCACACUGAUCGAUGAACUCUACGACCUGGUGGUGGACGCCAUCUUUGGCUUCAGCUUCAAGGGGGAUGUGCGGGAGCCAUUUCGCAGCAUCCUGAGUGUCCUGGAUGGGCUCACUGUGCCCAUUGCCAGCAUCGACAUUCCCUCAGGAUGGGAUGUGGAGAAGGGAAACUCUGCAGGGAUCCAGCCAGACUUGCUCAUCUCUCUGACAGCACCUAAACAGUCUGCAAAACAAUUUACCGGCCGCUACCACUAUUUGGGUGGGCGCUUUGUCCCACCUGCUCUGGAAAAGAAGUACCAGCUGAACUUGCCAACCUACCCGGACACAGAGUGUGUCUUUCGGCUCCAGUGAGGGGCAGGCCUUCAAGUCAGGACUUAAUGCCUCUAUCCUGGAACUGGGCAGCUUCUGGGAGUGCUUUUGGCAAUAAAAGCUGACAAGUGGUGGAAACAG
Sorex fumeus (smoky shrew) is the source of this 1029-nucleotide messenger RNA. It is a transcript of the gene NAXE, whose product is annotated as NAD(P)HX epimerase. Lineage: Eukaryota; Metazoa; Chordata; Mammalia; Eulipotyphla; Soricidae. Bases 61 to 930 code for a protein of 289 amino acids. Gene Ontology annotation, molecular function: NAD(P)HX epimerase activity. Gene Ontology annotation, cellular component: mitochondrion. The transcript has 6 exons. The record is from RefSeq and is a predicted model, not a curated record.